GCAACGCUAUAAUUCGGAAAGAAAAAUUGCUUCUCAACAUUUUCUUGGACAACUUAAAACAGAAAAAAAAAAAGAAUGUAUGUAUUUCCAAAGAUAUCUUUGAGACCUGAAGUUGAAAACUAUCUCAAAGAGAGCUUUUUGAACGAGGAGGCUGUGUCAGCUUCUAGCAAAGAAGAAGCAGAAAAGAAGUUUGAGGCUCUGCUACUUCGCCUGUCACACCCUCCAUCGUUCACAACCGUCAGAGUGAAUACGCAUUUAGGCUCAGUUCAGCAUGUCAGAGGCCUGCUGCUUGAGGAGCUUCAGAAGCAGUUCGGUGGAUCCAGCGUUCCGGUUCUUCAGCAUCCAGCCCUUCCAGACGUUUUGCUCAUCCCCAUGACUGGACCAAGGAAGAAUAUAGAAAAACAACAGUGUGAAGUGAUUGUUGGUGCACAGUGUGGCAAUGCAGUAUUAAGAGGGGCCCAUGUCUAUGUUCCAGGAAUUGUAUCAGCUUCAAAAUUUAUGAAAGCUGGAGAUGUUAUUUCUGUAUAUUCUGAUAUUAAAGGCAAAUGUAAGAAAGGAGCCAAAGAAUUUGAUGGAACUAAAGUAUUUCUUGGAAACGGAAUUUCUGAACUCAGCCGCAAAGAUAUCUUCAAUGGGUUACCUGACCUGAAGGGUAUAGGCAUAAGAAUGACAGAACCCAUUUAUCUCAGUCCCUCAUUUGACAAUGUUCUACCCAGUUAUAUAUUUUUACAGAAUUUGCCAUCUACGGUUGUAGCUCAUGUACUUAAUCCUCAACCUGGAGAGAAGAUUCUAGAUUUGUGUGCAGCCCCUGGGGGCAAAACUACACAUAUUGCAGCACUGAUGCAGGACCAGGGAGAAGUAAUAGCAUUGGACAAAAUAUUGAAUAAAGUGAAAAAAUUAAAGCAGAACGCUUCGUUAUUAGGGCUUCAUUCUAUCCGGGCAUUUUGCUUUGAUGCAACAAAGGCUCUUAGGCUUGAUACGACCAAUGGCAUAGAAGGGGCACCUCCAUUCUUACCGGAAUCUUUUGACCGAAUUCUCCUUGAUGCACCCUGCAGUGGAAUGGGACAGAGGCCAAAUAUGGCUUGUACUUGGACUUUGAAGGAAGUGACAUCCUAUCAGCCACUGCAGCGAAAACUCCUUAAUGUGGCAGUUCAACUCCUGAAGCCAGGGGGAGUGCUGGUCUAUAGCACAUGCACAAUAACUCUGGCAGAAAAUGAAGAGCAAGUCGCCUGGGCCCUCAGAACAUUCCCCUGCCUUCAGCUUCGACCCCAGGAACCACAGAUCGGAGGAGAAGGGAUGGUGGGAGCUGGCCUGUCACUGGAGCAAUUGAAACAGCUGCAGCGAUUUGAUCCCUCUGUUGUGCCGCUGCAGAACAUGGACACUGGUUCUCUCGGAGAUGCCAGAAGGGAAGACAUGAUUUGGCUGGCCAACAAGGACUGUAUAGGCUUCUUUAUUGCAAAGUUUCUAAAAUGUCAAAGCACAGAAGAGAAGGUUUCUUGGAGAUGAAAAUUCUGAAGACUUCUGUGUGUGGUGUUUUUUCUUACACCAAAGUGUUGUCAAUCCAACAAAGUGAUGGCAUGGUUACUCAGGAAACAGGAUGAUGCUUACAGCUUCCCCGAGAUCGGAAGGAUCAGUGUGUAUAUGUGGCCCUGGGGAAGUGGGGGCUAGGAAAGCAUCAUCAGCUUUAUGAAAGGAAAUGAGGAAUUGCCUGUCUGGAAUAUACCUUCAGUUUUAACUAAUAAAUAUUGUCUUUCUAUGCAAUAGUUUAAAAACAAGAGGAUAGGGCUGGAGAGAUGGCUUAGCAGUUUAGAGCACUGACUGCUCUUCCAGAGGUCCUG
Messenger RNA from Grammomys surdaster, 1838 nucleotides. RefSeq names its product NOP2/Sun RNA methyltransferase 6 (gene Nsun6). Lineage: Eukaryota; Metazoa; Chordata; Mammalia; Rodentia; Muridae. Gene Ontology annotation, biological process: RNA methylation. The coding region runs from base 76 to 1506 and encodes 476 amino acids. The record is from RefSeq and is a predicted model, not a curated record. The transcript is spliced from 11 exons. Gene Ontology annotation, molecular function: methyltransferase activity; RNA binding.